AUGAACGAGGAGUCUCCAGUGAGGAGCGCGUCCCUGAAGAAGGCUGAGGAGGAGAAACUCCCCGAAGCAGAUAAAGUGAAGGAGAGGGAGGAUGUCGAGGCUCCUCGAGCCAGGCACUCUAGGCGAUACUUUCAGUCAGCCAGCAAGCCUGAGUUGGACCCAGCUGCGUCGCAGAGUGCAGAGUCCGCUCUUGUUGCACGCCUGGUGGGCCGCGGCUUGGCUGAAGCGGAGCAGAAGACCCGAGUGAGUCAGGAUGGAGGAGUGUCUCGGCCUUCUUCUGGGCAAGCGCCCGGACAGUCCAUGGAUCCCGAGGGGCCGAGACACGAGGCCCGAGCGUCAAAGACGAAAGAGGCAGACCCAACAGCUGUGGAUGAGGAAUCUGCAGCCCUUCGCCGCCAGUCCGUCCAGUCAGACUCCAGACGUGAGGCUCGUGAGGCUCAGGCGCCAGAGCCGAAAGAUCCAACAGCUGCGGAUGAGGAAUCUGCGCCCCUCCGCCGGUCGUCCGUCCGGUCAGACUCGAGACGUGAGGUUCAGGCGCCAAAGCCGGAAGAUCCAACAGCCGCGGAUGAGGAAUCUGCGCCCCUCCGCCGGUCGUCCGUCCGGUCAGACUCGAGACGUGAGGUUCAGGCGGAAGAUCCAACAGCUGCGGAUGAGGAAUCUGCGCCCCUCCGCCGGUCGUCCGUCCGGUCAGACUCGAGACGUGAGGUUCAGGCGCCAAAGCCGGAAGAUCCAACAGCCGCAGAUGAGGAAUCUGCGCCCCUCCGCCGGUCGUCCGUCCAGUCAGGCUCGAGACGUGAGGUCCAGGCGCCUGAGCCGAAACAGGCACCGGAAGACCCAACAGCUGUGGAUGAGGAAUCUGCAGCCCUUCGCCGCCAGUCCGUCCAGUCAGACUCCAGACGUGAGGCUCAGGCGCCAAAGCCGAAAGAUCCAACAGCUGCGGAUGAGGAAUCUGCGCCCCUCCGCCGGUCGUCCGUCCGGUCAGACUCGAGACGUGAGGUUCAGGCGCCAAAGCCGGAAGAUCCAACAGCCGCGGAUGAGGAAUCUGCGCCCCUCCGCCGGUCGUCCGUCCGGUCAGACUCGAGACGUGAGGUUCAGGCGGAAGAUCCAACAGCUGCGGAUGAGGAAUCUGCGCCCCUCCGCCGGUCGUCCGUCCAGUCAGACUCCCAGGAGAAAAGGCCUUUCACUUCACCCACUAACUUCUACUUCAUGUGCUUUGCUCAUAGCCUGGGUUACUGGGCAACCUAG
This is a messenger RNA of Symbiodinium natans, 1245 nucleotides long. The record is from the annotation of a GenBank genome assembly. Lineage: Eukaryota; Dinophyceae; Suessiales; Symbiodiniaceae.